GAGACUUGCAGGACGCCCUGACGCUCAGAAGCGGGGCUUUACGUCAUUUCGUAGGACCCUGCGUCAGGGGGCGGGACUAGUGAGUGCGUGCCAACAUGGCGGCCGCCAGUGCAGCGGGGCUGGCGGCGAACGUGUUUCCUUUCCGUGACGCCCGGGCUGCACCGGAUCCGGUGCUGGAGGCCGGCCCGGUGGCACAUGGGCCACUGCCCAUACCUCUGGUACUAGACAACGGGUCAUUCCAGGCCCGUGCCGGCUGGGCGUGUCCCGGGCCGGACCCGGGCCCCGAGCCGCGCCUGCAGUUCCGCGCGGUGUGUGCCCGCGGGCGGGGCGGGGCUCGGGGCGGGGCGGGCCCGCAGGUGGGCAACGCGCUGGGCAGCCUGGAGCCGCUGCGGUGGAUGCUGCGCUCGCCCUUUGACCGGAACGUGCCGGUCAACCUGGAGCUACAGGAGUUGCUGCUUGACUACAGCUUCCAGCACCUUGGUGUCUCCUCUCAGGGUUGUGUCGAUCAUCCCAUAGUUUUGACAGAAGCUGUAUGCAACCCACUGUAUUCACGACAGAUGAUGUCCGAGCUUCUUUUUGAGUGUUAUGGAAUUCCAAAGGUUGCUUAUGGAAUUGACAGCCUCUUCAGCUUCUACCACAAUAAACCAAAGAACUUGUUUUCCAGUGGACUGGUCAUUUCUUCUGGCUACCAAUGUACGCAUAUUUUACCCAUCUUAGAAGGAAGGUUAGAUGCUAAAAACUGCAAGCGCAUCAAUCUUGGGGGAAGCCAGGCAGCUGGCUACCUCCAGCGUCUCCUCCAGCUGAAGUAUCCUGGACACCUGGCUGCUAUCACUCUCAGCCGCAUGGAGGAAAUCCUGCAUGAGCACAGCUACAUCGCUGAGGAUUACAUAGAAGAAUUGCAGAAAUGGCGGUGUCCUGAUUAUUAUGAAACCAAUGUCCACAAGAUGCAGCUCCCGUUUUCCAACAAACUCCUCGGCAGCACUCUGACCUCUGAGGAGAAGCAGGAAAGACGGCAGCAGCAGCUGCGGCGGCUGCAGGAGCUCAACGCCCGUCGACGGGAGGAGAAGAUGCAGCUGGACCAGGAGCGACUGGAUAGACUGCUAUACGUGCAGGAGCUUCUUGAGGACGGCCAGAUGGAUCAGUUUCACAAGGCUUUAAUAGAACUGAACAUGGACUCCCCAGAAGAACUACAGUCCUACAUACAAAAGCUCAGUUUGGCAGUUGAGCAAGCUAAGCAGAAAAUGCUUCAAGCAGAAGUUAACCUCGAGGUGGAUGUUGUAGACAGCAAACCAGAGAUUCCUGACCUGGAGCAGCUAGAGCCAUCUUUGGAAGAAGUGGAAAGCAUCAGUGACUUUGAACCCUUGUUUUCAGAGGAGACGCCUGAAGUGGAGAAGCCAGUUGCCACUGUCCAGCCCGUGUUUAACUUGGCAGCGUAUCAUCAGCUGUUCGUCGGGACAGAAAGAAUUCGAGCUCCAGAAAUUAUCUUCCAACCAUCUCUCAUAGGAGAAGAGCAGGCAGGGAUAUCAGAGACCCUCCAAUACAUCCUGGACAGGUACCCAAAGGAUGUUCAGGAGAGGCUGGUUCAAAAUGUGUUUCUCACUGGUGGGAACAUGAUGUAUCCUGGGAUGAAAGCUAGAAUUGAGAAGGAGCUCUUGGAGAUGAGACCUUUUCAGUCUUCUUUUCAGGUUCAGCUUGCCUCUAACCCUGUGCUGGACGCUUGGUAUGGUGCUCGUGACUGGGCCUUGGACCACCUAGAAGACAAUGAAGUCUGGAUCACCAGAAAAGACUACGAAGAAAAAGGAGGAGAGUACUUCAAGGAGCAUUGUGCCUCCAACAUCUAUGUCCCUAUCCGCUUGCCAAAGCAGGCUUCCCGUGCGUCGGACGCCCAGACAUCUGGCAAAGGCUCAGGGGCCGGUGGGGGCAGUGCUGGUGAGCAGGUGUAGCAAACUCUUGGGCCAUACUGGCCAGAGUGACAGGGAAAGGACUAUGCCAGAUAAUGACCUCCCAGAGUCUGCUGGUAACAUCUGGCUACAAAAUGGAUUUCUCCUAAGGAGAACAGUUAGGGGGGAGUGGGAGUUGCCUUUUAGAGAUGGUGAGAUUUGGGAGCCCCCAACAGUGAAGAAUCUUUAAGUGACUUUCUGUAGACUUUGCUGGAAGCAGGAUGAACUGUGGCAUCUGUUUUCUGCAGCAGUAGAUGAAGACAGGGUGGAGGGCAGAUGUAUAAAAUACACAAGGUUUAUUUCUUACUGCAUUCUACAGUGUCAUCUAAAAACUCUUUAAAAUUUAUAUUGUUAGGUAUAGAUUUCCUCAAAAGGUGUGAAUGGAUUUCACAUACUGGCAGUGUUUAUUUAUUUUUUUAUUUAUUUCAUAUGAGAUUGAGAGUUUCUGUGUGUGAGAGAGAAAUCAAAUGACCACUUCAGUACAUAUGGAUCUAGGGAUUAAAUUGGGAACCUCAGGCAUGCAGGCCCUGUGCUCUUUUAGUUUGAGAUAUAUUGUUUCCCUGGCUGCUGUCAUAACUUGCAGUGUUUAUGGAAAAAAAAAAAAAAAAAAAAACAAGAAUACCCACAAAAUAUCAGAACUAGAAAUAUUCUCCAAUGUUCCAUUUGCUAUUACUUCCUCUUACAAAUAAGAAAAAAGGCCCCAAAGAGGGUAACAAAAUUGUACAAGUCACUCUGUUUGGGGCUUGUUUGUUUCCAUUUCAGGAUAGGCAAAGAUAAGGCUAGUGACCCCUUUCGUUGUUCAUACUUUAGUUAUAAGUUAUUGUUUGUUUAAACCAGUGUACCACUCAGCUCUGGCUACUACUGGUGCUGGGGACUGAGUCUGGAACCUCUAACAUAAAAGUCCUUUGUGCUAUCUCCCUAACACUGAAACUGAUAGAAAUUUUACCACAGGUAGUCUUUUGUACAUUUUGUGUUUCUGUCCAUGUGAGUUUGUUGACUGUGACUUGCCUGGGCCUUUCUGAAGAAGUAUACUGGUGAAGGUUAGUUCUGUGGUCAUUUCAAUUUCACCAUAACUCUGCUUUCUUUGUCUCUUCACAGCUUCAUCUUAGAUAGCCUCACAUUCUUAAAGAGAUUGCUUGGUGAGAAUUUUAGCACUCAAGGACAACCCCUAGCUGAGUCUAGAAGGACCCUGAGUUGCUAGCAUCCUUGUCUGGGGACCCGUAUGUCUAAAUCCCAUGGAACCUAUAGCCUGACCAUCUCAUGAGGCCACCUCAGACUCUGUUUACUCAUACCGUUAACCUGGGCGUGACUAAACCAAAUCUCCAGCUUUUAAGGGCAGGAGGAGGCAGCAGUGGAGGUGGAAAAGAUAAAAGAGCCAAGAAUGACCAAGGCAUGGCAGUGAGCCAUUGACACUCCAUGGCUGGGCUGAAGGACUGAGGAGACAGUGAGAAGCAUGAAUUAUAAAGAAAGGAAAGAAGUAAAGAAAGUAGAGCCAGCCUCUGCAUGAGUGGUGCUUUCAUGUCACUUUUUCAGCAAGAGGAGGCACUGUGUCAACUGCUUUAGUCCUGGGACUUUUCUUUCUCCUAGAGUCAGCAGUUCAACAGCUAGAACAACAGUGGUGAGGUCAGAGAUUCUUGUGGAGUUUCAGUCUGAUGCAGACCAAUGCUGUGCUAUCUUUCCUUCAGUCCUUUUCUGUCUGUCACCCUGUCUUAAAAAAUAGGAGGAGUUCAUUGGAAACAGUGGGACUGUACAGGUUCAAAGUCUCCAGUGAAAAACCCCUGGUGACCCCCCCAAAAAAUGUACCAAUAAGUUAAUUGUAAUAAGAAUCCACCAGUACAUGAAAAAUAAAAGAUGGUGACCAAAAAGAUAUUA
Messenger RNA from Erinaceus europaeus (western European hedgehog), 3812 nucleotides. It is a transcript of the gene ACTR5, whose product is annotated as actin related protein 5. Gene Ontology annotation, cellular component: Ino80 complex; cytoplasm. The record is from RefSeq and is a predicted model, not a curated record. The transcript has 9 exons. Lineage: Eukaryota; Metazoa; Chordata; Mammalia; Eulipotyphla; Erinaceidae. Bases 96 to 1943 code for a protein of 615 amino acids. Gene Ontology annotation, biological process: regulation of DNA-templated transcription.